This is a messenger RNA of Prorocentrum cordatum, 634 nucleotides long. The record is from the annotation of a GenBank genome assembly. Lineage: Eukaryota; Dinophyceae; Prorocentrales; Prorocentraceae.
GCAGUCCUUCGCCGUCGGCAGCGGCAGCGGGUCGGAGGUGCCCACCCUGGUCGUGGAGCACGACGAGAUGGCCGCGCCCACCGUCGACCUGGUGCUCCUGAACGUGUACGACCUCGGUGACAAGCACAUGGAGCAUUGGAAGCGGACGGGGAUGCAGUACAGCCCGUACCACAGCGCGGUGGAGGUCUACGGGUACGAGUUCUCCUGGUCGAUGCCCGCGGACGACCUCGACCUGCCCCCAGAUGUCACCGAGAACGCGCCGCGGCAGAAUCUGGAGCACAAGUUCCGCAGCACGGUCUCUCUAGGCUACACGGCGGUGUCGCCGAGGGACACGCUCAGCAUCCUGGCGGACAUGAAGCGGGAGUGGAGCCAGCACACGUACCGCAUCCACGGCCAGAACUGCCACAGCUUCUGCGAGGCCGUCUGCGGCCGCCUGGGCGUUCCGACGGGCCUGCCCGACUGGGUCAAGAACGCACAGUCGGCGGCAAGAGGGCGCGUGGUGGUGCGGGUCUACGACCUCGGGCAGACCAUCAUGCCGCGGGACGGGAGUGCGGGCGGGCGCCGCUCGGCGCCCGGGGGGCCUCGAGAGCAGAGGCCCAUGGACGCUCGAGGCGGAGGGCGAGCGGCGUCGUGA